GGCGUGGCGCUUGGCUGGCGCUGGUACUCGCAGGGGAGGCGGAGGGAGAGGCGGAGGGAGCGCCUGGGGCCCCGGCCGCGGUGGCGGGCGAGGCCUGCCCUUUGUGACCACAGCCCGCGCCCCACGCCCCGCGCCCAUGGCCGCUGCGCCCGGCUCCCCGGCCACGCGCGCCUGCCCGCGGACCUGAGCCCCGCGCCUGGGAUGCCAGGGAUGCGCGUGCCCCGGCCCUGCGGCUGCUCCAGGCUGGGCGCGGGGCGAUGGACCUGAACAUGAAGAAGUUCGCGGUGCGCAGGUUCUUCUCCGUGUACCUGCGCAGGAAGUCGCGCUCCAAGAGCUCCAGCCUGAGCCGGCUCGAGGAAGAAGGAGUCGUGAAGGAGAUUGACAUCAGCCAUCAUGUGAAGGAGGGCUUCGAGAAGGCAGACCCUUCCCAGUUUGAGCUGCUGAAGGUUUUAGGACAAGGAUCCUAUGGAAAGGUGUUCCUGGUGAGGAAGGUGAAGGGGUCCGAUGCCGGGCAGCUCUAUGCCAUGAAGGUCCUUAAGAAAGCCACCCUAAAAGUUCGGGACCGAGUGAGAUCGAAGAUGGAGAGAGACAUCUUGGCAGAAGUGAAUCACCCCUUCAUUGUAAAGCUUCAUUACGCCUUUCAGACAGAAGGGAAGCUCUACCUGAUCCUGGACUUCCUGCGGGGAGGGGACCUCUUCACCCGGCUCUCCAAAGAGGUAAUGUUCACAGAGGAGGACGUCAAGUUCUACCUGGCUGAGCUGGCCCUGGCUUUAGACCAUCUCCACAGCCUGGGGAUCAUCUAUAGAGAUCUGAAGCCUGAGAACAUUCUCCUGGAUGAAGAGGGACAUAUUAAGAUCACAGAUUUUGGCCUGAGUAAGGAGGCCAUUGACCACGACAAGAGAGCGUACUCCUUCUGUGGGACGAUCGAGUACAUGGCGCCCGAGGUGGUGAAUCGGCGAGGACACACACAGAGUGCCGACUGGUGGUCCUUCGGCGUGCUCAUGUUCGAGAUGCUCACGGGGUCCCUGCCAUUCCAGGGAAAGGACAGGAAGGAGACCAUGGCCCUCAUCCUCAAAGCCAAGCUGGGGAUGCCGCAGUUCCUCAGUGGGGAGGCCCAGAGUUUGCUGCGAGCUCUCUUCAAACGGAACCCCUGCAACCGGCUGGGUGCUGGCAUUGACGGAGUGGAGGAAAUUAAGCGCCAUCCCUUCUUUGUGACCAUAGACUGGAAUAAGCUGUACCGGAAGGAGAUCAAGCCACCGUUCAAACCAGCAGUGGGCAGGCCUGAGGACACCUUCCACUUUGACCCCGAGUUCACAGCCCGGACGCCCACAGACUCUCCCGGUGUCCCCCCGAGUGCGAAUGCUCAUCACCUGUUUAGAGGAUUCAGCUUUGUGGCCUCAAGUCUGAUCCAAGAGCCCUCACAACAAGAUCUGCACAAAGUCCCAGUUCACCCAAUCGUGCAGCAGUUACACGGGAACAACAUCCACUUCACCGAUGGCUACGAGAUCAAGGAAGACAUCGGGGUUGGCUCCUACUCGGUGUGCAAGCGAUGUGUGCAUAAAGCCACUGACACUGAGUAUGCCGUGAAGAUCAUCGAUAAGAGCAAGAGAGACCCCUCAGAAGAGAUCGAGAUCCUGCUGCGGUACGGCCAGCACCCCAACAUCAUCACCCUCAAGGACGUCUAUGAUGAUGGCAAGUUCGUGUACCUGGUGAUGGAGCUGAUGCGCGGUGGGGAGCUCCUGGACCGCAUCCUUCGGCAGAGAUACUUCUCGGAACGCGAGGCCAGUGACGUGCUGUGCACCAUCACCAAGACCAUGGACUACCUCCACUCCCAGGGGGUUGUCCAUCGAGACCUGAAGCCGAGUAACAUCCUGUACAGGGAUGAGUCGGGGAGCCCGGAAUCCAUCCGAGUCUGCGACUUCGGCUUUGCCAAGCAGCUGCGCGCGGGGAACGGGUUGCUCAUGACGCCCUGCUACACGGCCAACUUCGUGGCCCCGGAGGUCCUGAAGCGUCAAGGCUACGAUGCAGCGUGUGACAUCUGGAGCUUGGGGAUCCUGCUGUACACCAUGCUGGCAGGAUUUACCCCUUUUGCCAAUGGGCCAGAUGACACCGCUGAGGAGAUUCUGGCGCGGAUCGGCAGCGGGAAGUACGCGCUUUCUGGGGGAAACUGGGACUCCAUAUCUGAUGCAGCCAAAGACGUCGUGUCCAAGAUGCUCCACGUGGACCCUCAUCAGCGCCUGACGGCCAUGCAAGUGCUCAAACACCCAUGGGUCGUCAACAGAGAGUACCUGUCCCAAAACCAGCUCAGCCGACAGGACGUGCACCUGGUGAAGGGAGCGAUGGCCGCCACCUACUUUGCUCUAAACAGAACACCUCAGGCCCCGCGGCUGGAGCCCGUGCUGUCGUCCAACCUGGCUCAGCGCAGAGGCAUGAAGAGACUCACAUCCACACGGUUGUAGCGGGUGGGACCCUGGCCCCAGCGUCCCCCGCCAGUGUCCUCAUGGGCUCGCAGACCCUGGCCUCGGAGCCCAUCUGGCACCCAGAGUGACCACAAGUCCAGCAGGGAGGCGGCGCCCGUCCUCGCCGUGUCCAUGUUUUCUUUUUCAGCCCUGGAGAGGGCCCUGACCUGGGGGCUUCUCCAAGCCUCGCUCACCAGCCUCACCGCCCGCUCUCCUUUCUCCCAAUCAAAACCAAAUGCGCCCCUUCACGUCGUACAGCUGGGCGAUGCCAGGGGCUCCUUUCAGAGCCCGCAGGCCUUCUCAUUUCACGGCUUCUGUUUCUGCCAAGAGAUCUGUUUUGCAAUUAUGAAGCCGGUCACACGGUCAGACCCCUGACGCCGGCGUCCUGGGUACCCGGUGGGAAGGUGGCAGUGCAAGGGCACACUGUGGGUGCUUGCAGGCCCCAGAGGAUAGGGGUGACCUGGCAUCCCGGGGCUCCCCACAUGCUGGAUGAUGGGGUUGGCACUGUGGCAUCCAGGAGGGACGCCUGGUUCUGCCCAAAAUAAUCCAAAGAGCUGUUUCCUCCUCGCCCUUCAGUCUUUGCCUGAGGUGCUGGGUAGCCCGUCCUUUCCUCUGUCCCAAAUUCAAAUGAGAAAGAGCCCAGGCGGGAGACAGGCAGGCUGGAUCUUUGCCUUGAGAGCUCUGUGUCGCCAGGAUGGAAGGUGGUGCCUCCCAGAGGAGCCUGUGUCCACCUCGAGUCCCAGCCUUUCCCAGGUGGGGGGCCGAGCUCACUGGGCUGCCCUCUGUCCACAGCUCCACUGUCACACGGCUACCUGGAGGCUUUGCAGGGAGCUGCGGGUUCUCACACCUGCUCAGCCCUGGUGAGCUUCCUGUGUGCUCACCCAAAGCUGUGGUUUUGCCGUGUUCACUUUGAUUUUUCUGGCCUAUGGAAAAGCUAUGAAUGGGAGGAAUGGAGCUCUGUGGCUUCUCACCAAUCCUCAGUUCAGCUGGAGGCUGGAGGGAGACUGAGGGGCAGCGGCGCAGGUGGGAGGGCGGCAGAGAUGAGGUGGGCAGGAGCGAUGCACUUUGUAGAUGCUGCUUUGUGUUGUGUUGUGUGUCUCUGUUGCACAGAUCUGUUUUCACACGGAUCCGUGUUCCCCUGAGUGUGCACACACGGUGGGUGCAGGGCACUGAGGGCAUGCCGUGCUCUCCUUCAUUGUGUAAAAUGGAGUGAGAAGUUUCCGGGCAGCAGGCCUAGCACCCAGUCCCGCCAGCAGAGGGAACGCAUGGGUCCUUCAAUCUCCUGUGAGGGUGUUGAAGAUGCUCCCUGGCGGCCCCCGCACCAAGGGACCCAGCAAGCGGACUGGAGGGGAGGCAGCCGCUCCCCCUUCACCUGCAUCACGGAAGAGCAGCCCCUCUGCAGGAACUGGGGCUUCAGGAGGCGCCCGCUGGCUGCAGCCAGGUUUUCCCUAAGAAGAUGUUGUUUUGUUGGGCUUUGUUCCCCCUCCAUCUCGAUUCAAGCACCCAACU
Cebus imitator (Panamanian white-faced capuchin) is the source of this 3968-nucleotide messenger RNA. It is a transcript of the gene RPS6KA2, whose product is annotated as ribosomal protein S6 kinase A2. Gene Ontology annotation, molecular function: magnesium ion binding; ribosomal protein S6 kinase activity; ATP binding. NCBI's taxonomy places the organism in Eukaryota, Metazoa, Chordata, Mammalia, Primates, Cebidae. The record is from RefSeq and is a predicted model, not a curated record. Gene Ontology annotation, biological process: intracellular signal transduction; protein phosphorylation. The transcript is spliced from 21 exons. Bases 258 to 2459 code for a protein of 733 amino acids.